This is a messenger RNA of Zonotrichia albicollis (white-throated sparrow), 1041 nucleotides long. NCBI's taxonomy places the organism in Eukaryota, Metazoa, Chordata, Aves, Passeriformes, Passerellidae. The record is from RefSeq and is a predicted model, not a curated record.
AUGGAGGACAGAAUGGAGCCAUUUGCAGUCAGCCCCCUGAGCCCGGGGCAGCCCCAAUGGGCCAACUACGUCAAGGGCGUCAUCCAGCACUACCGGGGUGGUUCCAUGCCAGGCUUCAGCGCUGUCGUGGCCAGUGACGUCCCCCUGGGCGGGGGCCUCUCCAGCUCGGCUUCUCUGGAGGUGGCCACCUACACCUUCCUGCAGCAGCUCUGCCCUGACGAUGGGGAUUUGUCAGCCAAGGCGCUGGCGUGCCAGAAGGCGGAGCACACGUUUGCCGGGAUGCCCUGUGGGAUCAUGGACCAGUUCAUCUCCGUGAUGGGCCAGGAGGGCCACGCCCUGCUCAUCGACUGCAGGUCCCUGGAGACCAAGCUGGUGCCACUGAAAGACCCCAGCCUGGCCGUGCUCAUCACCAACUCCAACGUGCGGCACACGCUGACGGGCAGCGAGUACCCCACGCGCCGGCGGCAGUGCGAGGAGGCAGCGGCGGCCCUGGGCAAGGCCAGCCUCAGAGAUGCCACCAUGGCCGAGCUGGAAGAGGCCAGGAGCCGCCUGGGGGAUGAGGUGUUCCGGCGGGCCAGGCACGUCAUCGGCGAGAUAGCGCGGACAGAGGAGGCAGCGCAGGCACUGCGGGACAAGGACUACACCACCUUCGGGAAGCUGAUGGUGGAGAGCCACAACUCCCUCAGGGAUGACUAUGAAGUGAGCUGCCCCGAGCUGGACCAGCUGGUGGCAGCAGCCCUGGAAGUGGAUGGGGUUUAUGGCAGCAGGAUGACCGGGGGAGGCUUUGGAGGCUGCACGGUGACACUGCUGAAGGCUGAGGCUGCAGACAAAGCCAAGAAGCACAUCCAGGAGAAAUACAGUGGCAAAGCCACCUUCUACCUCAGCAAGCCCUCGGCAGGGGCAAAGGCUCUGUCCAUGUAGAGGAGUGACCACCUCCCCUGGGAACCUUGGGCUGGCAUUCCCUCCCUCCCCAAGACUUUCCCAAGGGGAUCAGUUUGUCCAUCUGCCUCAUUUACCUAAUAAAAGUAAAGCAUUUGCAUA